Sinocyclocheilus grahami is the source of this 1940-nucleotide messenger RNA. RefSeq names its product tocopherol (alpha) transfer protein-like (gene ttpal). The transcript is spliced from 5 exons. Lineage: Eukaryota; Metazoa; Chordata; Actinopteri; Cypriniformes; Cyprinidae. The record is from RefSeq and is a predicted model, not a curated record. Gene Ontology annotation, molecular function: phosphatidylinositol bisphosphate binding. Bases 62 to 1087 code for a protein of 341 amino acids. Gene Ontology annotation, cellular component: membrane.
AAUGACCAAUGGUAGAACGGCUUCUCCCUGUACACGGAACUGAUUGCAGAUUUCUUAGCCCAUGGCAGACCAAAAUGGUCAAAUUGAUCUUGGCCCACCAAGGGAAGCGGUGGCAGGUGUAGGCUUCCCAGCUCCUCCCCCACCCAUCUACGCCUGCACCCUGACUCCUGAACUAGUGGCCAAGGCACGGGAAGAGCUCCAGGAGAAGCCCGAAUGGAGGCUCCGGGAUGUCCAGGCAUUACGAGAUAUGAUACUAAAAGACCACCCUAAUCUGAGGACACGGUUAGAUGAUGCAUUCCUGCUGCGUUUUCUCAGGGCCAGAAAGUUUGAUUAUGACCGGGCACUUCAGCUACUCUUGAAUUAUCAUGCCAGCCGGAAAGCCUGGCCUGAGGUGUUUCAGGACCUGAAGCCCUCUACAGUGAAGCACGUCCUAGAUCUGGGUUUUCUCACUGUCCUGCCCAGACCAGACCCUCAUGGACGCUACAUACUGUGUUUACGUCAAGGUAAAUGGAAGCCUAAUGAUUACCCAUUUGUGGACAACAUUCGGGCAAUUUAUUUGACAUUAGAGAAGCUGAUUCAGCCUGAGGAAACCCAAGUGAAUGGAAUUGUUAUCCUGGUGGAUUAUACAGGAGUUGGCCUCUCUCAAGCCUCUAAUCCAGGACCACUUUUGGCAAAGAAAGUUGUUGGUAUCCUUCAGGAUGGCUUCCCAAUCAGAAUAAAGGCUGUAAACAUUAUAAAUGAGCCACGUAUCUUCAAGGGUAUUUUUGCAAUAAUUAAGCCAUUUCUGAAAGAGAAAAUGGCAGAGAGGUAUGUCCUUCACGGGUCAGACUUGGCCUCUCUCCAUCGAGUCAUUCCUCAGUCUGUGCUUCCUCAAGAGUAUGGAGGAGUGGCUGGAAGACUUGACAUGUCUGCCUGGUCCAGAACGCUGCUGGGGGCUGAGGAAGAGUUUGUGGUGGAGUUCUGUCAGCCUGAUCCUCUGGAGGGUGUCGUUAUGCCAGACUCCAUGCUGUUUGAGGGAGAGCAAGCUGGCGCACAUGGAGAGGACUCCUUCAGACAUCUACGUUCCCAGCUUUAUUAUUGUUACUGACCUCCUGAUAAUGUACAAUGGCUUCUUUUGAAACAUUUAUUUAGCUAUGACCAACUAUGUAUUCACAGGUCACCGGAUGAGUCUGACCGUUUAAAAUAUCUAGUACAGACAACCAUUUAGAUGCUGGAUAUAUUCUUAUUGCUUUGGCUUAAUCUGGUUACCAUGUGUUUAAAAAAAACUUGAUUCAAAAUCAUUUCCAGAAUACUCGUAGCCUUGGGUUUUAAUCUGUAUCUGUUACAAUGUCUAAAACAAUGUUCAGCACUACAUCAUUCUUAUUUUAUGCCACAAAUCAAAUAUUGCUUGCCUUAAUUUAGGGUGAAGGGAAAAUUAGAUAUUUAGAAAGGUUAACUAAAUAGAGAAUUUAGAUUGGAGAUAGUGGCUCUUAUCAAUUAUAUCCAAAGCAAUAACAAUUUGCAUUUUUUUUUUUUUUUAAAGCUUUAGAGAAUAAAAUAAUGACCAUGUUUAUUUCCAAUUUGUGGACCGCUCUAAAAUAUUGUUUUCCUUGUUUAUGUCUUUUACUGUUCGGGAGUGUGCGUUACGUUUUUGUACACACAAUACCGUUGUCAUAAGUUUCGUGAUAAGCUUUAAAAUUGGUUAGACAUCAGCUAGUGGUACAUGUAAAGCAUAUUAAGCUGAGGCCAGUUAGCUCAGUACACUUAUUUACAUCUCAACAACACAAUAUUUUGAACGUUAAGUGGCCAAUUCACAAUGUGUGUUUGUAUAUUGUCAUUUGCCAAAAUUGUUCAGAUGAAUAUUAACCUUUAAUGUUGUAUACACCUUGUAAAGAUAACUGGUUUGUUUUAUUUUAAGUGUUAAGGGAUGUCAUUUAAUUCUUGUCUUACUGAGCACAUUU